Lobosporangium transversale is the source of this 1484-nucleotide messenger RNA. Its product is annotated as Smg-4/UPF3 family-domain-containing protein. NCBI's taxonomy places the organism in Eukaryota, Fungi, Mortierellomycota, Mortierellomycetes, Mortierellales, Mortierellaceae. Gene Ontology annotation, molecular function: mRNA binding. Gene Ontology annotation, biological process: nuclear-transcribed mRNA catabolic process, nonsense-mediated decay; positive regulation of translation. Gene Ontology annotation, cellular component: nucleolus; cytoplasm. The coding region runs from base 16 to 1443 and encodes 475 amino acids. The record is from RefSeq and is a predicted model, not a curated record. The transcript is spliced from 4 exons.
AAAAAAAAAAAAAAAAUGAGUACAGCUGGAGGAAAAGCAACCAAUUUUAAGCGUGCAUCACGACCAAAAGGACCUAACAGAGGCCAACAAAAGACAAAGAUAGUCGUUCGUCGCCUUCCGGCCAACUUACCCGAACAUGUUUUUAUGGAGUCUAUUAAACCAUUUGUGCAAGAGACCUCACUGGAGAGACCGACUACCUGGGUUGCAGGGAAAGUCAGCAAAAAUCCCGUCAAAGGAAACACAUUUGCUCGUGCUUAUAUCUACUUCAAAAACGAAAAGCUGGCUUUGGAGUUCCAAAAUGUAUAUCACGGACACAUGUUUAUUGACAAGCAAAAGAAUGAAAGCAGGGCGUUUGUAGAAUUUGCACCUUUCCAAAAGGUUCCACGCGAACCACGCAAGGUUGAUUCAAAGCAAGGAACAAUUGAACAAGAUCCGGAUUACAUCGCAUUUCUCGAAUCGCUGAAUGCUGAACCAACCGAGGCUGAAAAGGAGAUGAAGUUGUCAGGAACAGAAUUAUUGCUGAAGGAGAGUGUUGUAAACCCAAAAGCAACUCCGCUGCUGGAGGCCUUGAGAGCCCAGAAAGCUGCGGCGCAAGCCAAAGCUCAGGCCGCCAAAAUUGCUGCUCGCCAAGCGAGGCAGGCAGGGAAAGCUGGGCUUUCAAACGCUACAAAGGGACAAAUUACCAUUCUCAUUAAUAGGAACGCCAAGGAGACUAGCAAUAAUCGUGGCCAAUCCUCAAAUGCUUCUGCUGCAGCCAACAAGAACCAACAACCUCAACAGAACCAGCCGCAGACUCCACAAGGGCGCAAAUCAGCUCAAAGUGCACAAAAUGUCCAAAACGCCGACACUGAGAAUACCUCUGGGUCAAAACCCAAACGUGAAAGAAGACGCAAUCGUGCCAGCAAGAAGGCAAAUGCAGAUGCCUCUAGUUCUACUACUGGAGAGGCUGCAACACCACAAAUUACGCUUUUGAAGCCUAAAUCCACGACCAAUAAUAAUACGCCCGCCCCAUCAGCCCAGAAUCCUCCUAGUCAGUCAGAACCAAAGCAACAAAACAUCAAUAGCGGAUCACACGGGAACCAAGAGCCUGGAAACCCAAGCGGUCGUCGUGGACAGCAGCAGCAAGGAAGCAACAAUGUCUCAACAAAUGCUAAAAAAGAUAGUUUACAGACAGCCAAUUCUGAAGGUGGAUCUGGCCGAUCUAGCCGAUCCCGUAGAACUCGAGGAGACCGUGCUAAACAAGAGGCCAAGGCCGCCACCAGCAAUGCCACUGUCGCCAACAACAACAGUGGGAAUACUACUAAUGUUCCUCCAGCCUCUGGAAAUAAAGGACAAGGAGGACAAAGCACUGGAGGGUCUGGAGGGUCUGGACGACAGGGACGUAGUCGACGAGGCCGUGGAGGUGGACAAGAUAAUUCACAAACCUCGACAGUGCAAGGGUAACAUGCAGCUGACGCGAACUGGCCCCUAAAUCUAUCAAGGAC